Molecule: messenger RNA, 13497 nt
Organism: Cinara cedri
Lineage: Eukaryota; Metazoa; Arthropoda; Insecta; Hemiptera; Aphididae
Source: the annotation of a GenBank genome assembly
UUUUAAUUUAUUUUAUCUUAUUAUUUUUAAUUUUUAUUUCGGUACUCCUUAGUAAAGAAACGAAAUAAUAAAUAUUUCCUUCUAUGGUUUCCGGUGAUUUUAUUUGACGAAUACAACGUUGACGUUAAGUUCGUUAAUGGUCAAUAGUUAAUACGCCAUUGAUUGUAGGUACAAUCGACGUGUAUAAAGUUAAGUCGUAGAGGCCACCGGUGAAUAGGGAAAAAAUGAAACGUCUGUCAAAAAAAUUGUGUCUCUAUUUUUUUAUUUUUUUUAUUUUUGUUUUUAUUUUCGUCUUUACAUCUAAAAAUAAUAAUGAUUUGAAAAACUAUGACGGUAAGUCAAAUUGUUUUAAAUUUUAAUGCGAGUAUUACCCAUCUUACUUUGUUACUUUUAUUUCUUUUUUUUCAGAAAUGUUCAAGACUUUUUACAACUAUCAAAAAUGUAAGACAUUUAAUAACAUUAAUUAAAAUAUAAUAUCAAAUUUAAUUAGUGUAAAUAUGCCAUAAACUGCAUAUGUUACCGCAAAUGUUGAAAAUUGAAGCAAUUAUUCUUUAUCUCAUUAUCUAGUACUUUUUAUCAUUUAAGUAGUUUAUUACAAUUUUAUUAAAACUCUCAAUACUGGAAAUAAAUUCAUCUGGCUUUAUAUAUAAUAUAAUAUUAGGAACUUAUUCCCAUUUAUUUCUUAAAUACUUUAUUUUGUUUUACAUUAUUUAUGUUUAAGUAUUAUGUAUCUGCUUUAAAAUUGUUUAAUCUAAUAUGUUAUAGAUUUCAAUUCUUUAUAAUUGUUUGUACAGCAGUAUAUUGCUGUAACUGCUAUACUGUUACUGCUUAACAAAUAAGAUUUUAAUCUAUGAUGAAUACAAAUAUGGUUAUACCACGUAUCUUCUUUUUUUUUUUUAAUUCAAUAUUUUCAGUUUGGUACUUAUUAUCAAGUUACUAAUAUUAAAUUGCUUACUAGGGUUAUUAAAGUUUUUUUAAGUGUAAAUUAUUGAAUUGAUUUAUUCUAAAAUGCAUUUUUUUUUCAUAUAAUAUAUAUAUUGUGAACAAAUUUAGUGUGUAUUUAAAAUUUUUGUUUAUUUGUGUUUUAGAUGAUGAUUUGAAUGGCCCAAAAAUAUCAAUGGAUGACUCAAAUCUUGUAAGAAAAUUACGAGAACAUUUUUUAGUUAAACCCAUUAAAGAAAGUAAAGGAAAAAGAAUUCGAUACAAUUUAUCAAACAUGUCAGAAAAAGAUCCGUCAAUGGGGCAAGCUACUGAAAUAGCAAAAAUCCUUGACUAUACAGUAAUAAUAAGUUAUAAGUUAAUGUCUUGUUUUCUAUGUAAAAAUUACUAUUUUAAUUUUAGAAAGGUGGUUUUUUUAUUGAAUGUGGCGCAUUAGACGGUGAAACAAGAUCAAAUACAUUAUAUUUUGAACGAUACUAUGGCUGGACUGGAUUACUGAUUGAAGCAGAUCCUUUAAAUUUUGUAAAAAUGUUAAAUAAAGGACGGCAAGCAUAUUUGUCACCCAGCUGUCUUAGUGUUAAUCCCUAUCCUGAAAUAGUAAGUUGAUCAUCAAUUAAUAGACAUCUAUUUACCAUGUAACUCAAUUUUUACAAAUUGCCCAUGAGAUAAAAAAACCCUUUAUUUGGUUCAAUAUUUUUAAACUCAAAUUUAAUUUGACGUUUGUAUAAAAAGGAUGAUUCAAUAGAUAAGACAUUAUAAUAUGUUUGUGUUUGAGGCAUUAUAUUCCAUUCAUCAUUUACCUUUAUUUUAAAUUUCAUAAAUCCAUCUUCACUGUACUAUAAACAUCUUAUAUCAUUAACAGUAGGAUCCCCAUGACAUUGACCUGGUAUUAUACUUGAGUAAUAUUUUAAUGUUUUGAAGUCUUAAAAACAUGUGUAAUCUAAGUAUUUUAAUUGAUAAGGGUUUACUGGUCCAGUAUCUCUGCAUACAUUAAUAUAAUCUGUAAGUCGUGUAAAGAGGAAAUAUUUUUCUUUUCAAAUUUUUUGUAAAAUUUUGUUUUGUUUAUAAUAUUCCCAUUAUCAGAUUAUUGAGCUUCUUCUUUAUAACAUUUAUAAAAGUCAAUUUCACUUUCAAAUUGAGGUUCUAAAAACAAUUAAUUUGUAUUUGAACAGUAAUAAUGUGAUGGUAAAAGGGGUAGUUUAUUAAAAUAAGCUGUCAUGAAUGGCAUUGCACCUGAAACACUUCCAAUUUAUCUUAUAGGUUUUAUUUGCAGUGAUCCAGAAUAAAUACUUGUUCUGAUUGUGAUUUUAUUAAAAUGAGGCAUAGGUUCUUAUGCAUCCUCGGGUUUUAGUGUUUUAAAUGAAACAAAAAAUUAUAAAAAUAUUACUUUGUAUAAUGAUGUUUUCAAUAUUACAAUUAUUUUCAUUAUUUAUUUUAAUUGGUCGAAAAAUGACUACUGUGUUGUUAAAAUAUGAAAAGAAUAUUAUUAAUUUUUAGAAAAAAAAAAUGGUCAUAGGUAUCCAGUAUUUUUAAGUUUAAGUGUUUUUAAGUAACGAGUGAUUGUAAAAAUAUUACCUAGUACUUCAUGUUCAAAAUAAUGAUUAGCUUCUAUAUUAUUUUCUCUUGCAUUUUCCAAUUCAUUGAGACCAUGUUGAAUUUAAGCAUCAAUACAAAUACCAUUAGUCAAUUCAUUAGUUGGUUGAGGGAAUUGAUCCCUUAAGUCAGUAUUAAUAUUUUUUUUUUUGUUAUUUCAAUUAUACGUCUAAGCUUCUAGGUGCUCUGGAUAAAUUAGUGAAUUUUAAAAUGAAUACAUUCUUCAAACUAAAUACUAAAUAUGUACUUAUAUGGCUAGACUUUUUUUAAUAGUAUUAGACUAAUAUUUUAUUGUGGAUGGAUCAAUAUUAUUAUAUUUGACUAAUACCAUAAAAGUUCUGAUAGAAAAUUAUCAUUAUAUUGUUUUAUUAUUUAUUGCCGGCAAUUAACUAUCAAACUGUACUAUACAGUAUUAAUCUUGGUAUUAACCAAAAUAUUUUUAAAUGUGUUAUAAACAUAACUGUAAGAAAACACAGUCUAGUUUUAUCUUUUUUUGUGUGUGUAUUAGAAGUAGGUAUACAUUAAUAAAAUAUUAUAUAAUAUUUUCGUGUGUUUUAGUUAAAAUAACUAGAUACUUUCUAACUAAUGUUACUCAAAUUAUUAUUUAUUAAUACAAAAUAACACCGAGAUAUAACAGAGAUAAGUGGUUUUUGGUAUUUAGUUACGAUAUUAUAUUCAUAACAAAACCUCGUAAGUUAACUUAAAAGUUUUUUGAUUUAACUUCAAUAUAUGAGGUAUUGAAUUUACAAUUUAAACAAAUAAAUAAUUUAAUUAUACACUCCAUUAUUUUUACAGUUUAUAUAACAGGUAACCAAAAUCAUGAAAAGAAAAAUUUGAAGUUACGAGGUUUUGACACAUAGUUGUAUUAAUAUAGAUAAAAUAAUUUGAAUAAUAUUUGUGUUCUUACUUAAAAUCUAUACAUGUUAUUAUUGGUUAUAAAUACUAGUAUUUAUACUAAUAAUAAUAUGUAUUAGAUUAUCCUAGUAUGUAUUUAUAGACAUUUAUUUACUGUUAUCUAUUGAACCAGGUAUUGAAUUAUGUUCAUGUACAAUUUUUCUGAUAAUAAUUAGUUUUAAUCAUAAACUUAGAUAUAUCAAUAAAUUUGAUUUAAAAUUAUUUUAAAUUUUACUAAUAUAUAGUAUCUAUAUUUUGUUCUAAGGUAUCUUUCCUUCAGCGCAGUAAUAUGGGACGCAUAGCAGAUGAUGAAGUUGUAGAAGAUGAAGUUAUAUCUAAUACCUUUGAGACAAAGAAAUCACCUAUGAUCAAUGUUCAGUGUUUCCCUCUGUAUACAUAUCUUUUAGCAUUAAAUAUAACAGUUAUAGAUUAUUUUAGUUUAGAUGUCGAGGGAUCGGAAUUGAAUGUAUUAAAAACUAUACCAUUUGAUAAAAUUGAUAUAAAAGUAAGUUCAGUAGAAAUAGCAGUUUAAAUAGUAUGAUCUACUAAUAUGUUUAUUUUUUCAUUCUAGACUUUAUCAGUUGAGUUUUUUCAUGUAAAAGAAGGUGAUGAUGGGGUAAGAUCAUUUUUAGAAAGUAAGGGAUAUAUAGUAACGGCAAAAGUAACUAGACAGGAUCGAUUAGCAAACGAUUAUAUAUUUGCAAAGCCAUCAAUAUUAACACAAAAUGUAUCAUUUUAUAUAACUUAAUGCCAAGGUACGUUAUUUAAAAAAACAUUGUAUGGGUUAAUAAUUAACAGACUGAAUUCAUUGGUGUAUUAAAUAUCAAGAUAAAAUAUUUGGUUUUGAAAGUUAAAACGAUCCAUAAUAAAUAUUACAAUUUUUCAUCUUGAUUUGCUUUAGCUGAGGGUUAACUUAGUUGCUUAGAAUAAUGAAUUUCCUAACAGAUGCCCUAAACUAACUCAUUUAUAUAUAUACACCAAACUUUUGAACCCGUCUUCUAUGAUUAUAUCUGAUUGUUAUGUCAUUUAAAAAAAUUUUAUUUAAUUAAAGGUUAAUAAUAAGGUUUAUUGAUAGGUGUUAUUUUUUUAGAUUAAUUUUAUUUUUACAAUUUUAUUUCAGUAUAAUAUGUUACCCAUUAACUUAAAUAAACUUGAUAAAAUAAAUAAAUAAAUAAAUAACAACACAUUACAUUGUGUGAUUUGAAAUACUGUUAUUCAAAAUUAUGGUUCAAAAAUGAAAUACAUUAUACUGAAGUAGAUAUCCUACAUUUUGGAUCUCAUUUGAUUAACACUGUCUUUAUUUGUUUAAACUUUAUGGUAUAAAUUCCAUUGAUACUUAAAAACAUUGAUAUAAGUCUCUUCAUAUUUUUUUUUCAUUAUGUGUUGUUUUUUUGAAAAACUGUUAAAUACAAAUAAUUUUGAUAACUGUAUGGUUAUUAGACAAAUAUUUUAAAAUCUUAUCAAGAACAAAUUUUGUUUUAUUUAUUUAUUUUUUUUACAAAUAUUCAAGGACAAAAUAUAAUAUUUAAACAUUUCAAUCACAACACUAAUAUGAGUAUUGGUUUAUUUAAAAUAUUAGCUUACUUAGUAUUUUGAUCUCUAAACUCCAAUUUUCUAUCAUCAAAUUAAAUUAAAACUGAUCAAUAUUUUUACGAAAUUAACUAUGGAAACAUUUUCUAAGUUUUAAAAAAUAUUGUAUUAGCAAUAUUAGUUCCCAUGCAUAAUGUCUAUUUUCAAAGAUUUUUAUUAUUUUUAUAGUUUAAUAGUUAUAUAUAUAUACAAUAAAUAUAGGAUACCAGUUAAAUCUAUAUAAUAAGUUUAUAUUAUUAUUUAUUACAAAAAUUAUUUUUUGUUAUAUAUUUUCUCAAAUUUUUAUUUUGACUGCAAUAGAAAUCCUGAUAAAGGCUUUUGACCUUGGCAGUGUGUGUAGUGUACACUUAUAUAAUUAAACAUUCAAAAUUAAAAUUCCGCGAGUUGAUAAGUAAAGUUGAUGUCCGUAGCGUGCUCAGGAUUUAUCAAUGAGAGGAGGUGUAGCAAAUAAGAAUUAUGAAUAAAUCGUAAAAUAUUCUUUUAUCUAUUCAACUCCACUAUGAUAAUUAGUAAUUUAAAAGCCGGAUCCUAAAAAACACCAAUUUCCAAUUAAUGCAUCAAGCUUUUCUUCGUAUUGGCCGAAAUAUAUGCAUUUUGAUAAUAGAUUUCAUAUAUUUUGUUUGUAUUUUUAAGCCAAUGGUGGGGGGAAUAUAACCUAUAACCACCCCUAACUCCCUGAACACUCCACUGGAUGCCCGAAUAUUACUUGCUGUGUUAUUAUUAGUUGCGGAUGAAGAUUUGUAUUCCUCUAGUAAAAUAACAAGAACACACAUCACUUUUCACUUGGAAUCAGUUCACUCUUUGUAAAGAUAAUGUUUUAGAACCAACUUGUUCUAUUCUAGUGUUAUUUAUGCAUGGUUUUCUUCUCUGACAUCACAACUCUUCAAGAGUUUUUGCCGUUACUAACACCUUUUCCACUCUUCUCGGUUUUGAACAUAAAUUGGUUCACUUUCUCAAAUGAAUGUCCUUGAAUUACCACAUUGCUAGCAUGGUUGUUGGUUAGCAGCAGUUCCAUUACUUUUGUUUUAUUAUCAUUCACAGCUCUGGCUUUUGUUUCAUUGAUGCAUGUUACGUCAUAAAUAUCUUUAAAUAUCUAAAUAUCUCUAAUCAAAAUAUUUUUGAUCAAAAUAAAACAAACUAUGCAACUCAAAAUACCACAGAAGUUGAAACUUGAUAAAUAAAUAAUAUUUUUUGUAUCAAAAUUAUAAUUAUUAUUCCAAUUUUGUAGUAAUAUUCAUUAAUAAUAUAAACUUACAAAUCUAUAUAAAUCGAUAUAAAUCUUAAGUUUCACCCGUUAUUUGUAAUUUUCCUCUAAAAAAUUAUGUAUAAUUUUUGUUUUUAUAUACUUAUAUUGUAUUAAAAUGCAUUAGCUAUAAUUCUGCCACAUGGAUCAAUAAUAACAAUUAGAUAUAUUUUUUGGUAUAAUCAACCCGAAUAGUUAGGAUCAAGACUAGGAGAAGAGAGUUAUAUUUCCUGAUAUCUAUGAGCUAUUUAUAUUUUAGUUUUUCUGGUAAUAAAUGCAUGCACUUCUUCAUCGACAGUUUGCUUCAUUUUGUGCUACUAUUUUUCUCGCUCCCAUUUCAGCUGGGUUCGCAAUAUGAGUUUGUAGACCUUUAAAAAUAAUGAUUUCUUGUUCUAUUCUAGUGUUAUUUAUGUAUGUUACGUCACAACUACCUCUAAUAUCACAUCUUUAAUACAAUCGCUGUCAAUUUUUGCUCGGGUUUCGUAAAUGGUACAUGCAAGUUUUGUUAACCAAAAGAUUAUGGGGUUCUUUUGGUUUUAACACGAAAGACUCCAUAUUAUAACUAAAUAUUCAUCAACUAAAACAAUAUUAUCAUCCAUAACAAUUAAAUUAUUAAUUACAUACAUAUUCAAGCCAUUAAAUAAUAAACUAAACAAAAUGUGGGUGUUUAAAUAAAUAAAGAUUACUAUUGUAAACAUUUUUAGGAGUAGACAAUAUUUAGUGGAUCAUUUGUCUUUGUCCAACUUUUUAGUUUUUUUUUUUUAUAAUAUUAGAGAAAUCUAUUAAUUGUUUUUUGAAAUAUUAUGUACAGGGUAUAUUGUAAUAUGAGGUAUUUAAAAUAUUAGAUUUACCCUCAAAUUUUUUAACAAAUAAUAUUUUUUUAAAAAACAAUUUCACUGUAAGCAAUAUAAAUUAUUUAAUAUAAAUGUAAAGGAAUAACUAAUUAGAUUUAUAAAUUGAUUUAAUCAUCCCAUUAGUCUUUUGUUAUGAUAGGUUCAUUGGAGAUUAUUUAUGUUUAUUUACUAACCAAUUUUUCUUAUGUAUACAACUAAAUAAUUUAUUUUUAUUUUAUUUGUUUAAAAUUAUUGUUUGUCAAUCCGAUGAAUUUUCUUGAUGUAUAAAGUUACUAAAAAAUGUACAUGUAUAACUCCGUCCUCAAAGUAAUGUUUUUAAAUGCAAUGUAUGUAACAAAUUGCCACUAAAUAAUUUUCAGCAUCACAUGGAUUUAUUUUAAAAUAAAUUACCAAAGUUCCACAUUUUAACUUAAAAAUUUUAAAUAAAUAUAUAUGUAUAUGUAAUAAUAAAUUUUGUAUGAAUCCGGUUUUUAUUAUUUAUAUUGUAAUAUGAUUAUUGAUUUUAUGCAAAAUCUAGUCAGUUUUUAGUGUGUUAAUUUGUAUUUCUUUCUUUUUUUUAUUUAAUUUUUUGGGAUUACACGCAUGUUCCUUAUGGUAACUAUUAUAUCUUAACGUAAUGUAUUUUAACUUUAAAAACAAAACAUACAAAUAGAAGUAGGUACUCAAAACUUUAUCAAAUUUAAAAUACAUAAAUCAAAACUAUACAAUUAAUUUAAUAUCAAUAUAUUUUAUUUAUAUUAAAAUAUUAGUCGUUUAUGAUGUACAUUAAAAAUAUCAAAAAUAUGUAUUUUAUAGAAUGUUAAAAACCAUUAUUGUUAUUAUUAUUAAAAAACCAAUUUAAAAAAAAAUUAUUUACCGUUCGAUUAGAAUAAAAAUAAACGCCCGUAAGUGUUUAACCUUGAAAUAUUAUAAAAGAAUAUUUUUGUAACUUAACAUACCUAAUUUAAUUUGAUAUUAUUUAAAGAAAAUUGAAUGCUUAUCAAAUAUUUGAUUCAGGCUAUAUGUUUGAGGGGUGCAUAGUUGUAUCAUAUAAACUGUGUACCAGUUAAUACAAUUUGUUGAUACCAAUAAAUUAUAACUAUUAAUUAUUCAGUUUUUAAUAUUAAAAAUUUACUUUACUAAUCUAAUGAACAAAUUUAAUUUUUAAUAAUAAUAAGCUCUUAUACGAUCGCUCUUUAAUCUGUGGAUGUAAAUUUUAUUUGUUUUUAUAUAAAACAAUAUUACAAACACAAUUUGCCACUUAUUAUUAUAUAUUUCACACAUGUUUACAUUAUUUAUUAAUUUUCUUAAGAUUAUAAUAUUAUAAUAGUGAGUGUUAAUAAUAGAUCGAUGACAUUAGAAGAUAAUAAAUUCUUCCAAGGAUAAUGAGAAUACUGUAUUUUUUUUUUGCUAGAAAAAAAAAUGUAUUUCAAUAAACAUAAAUGUUAUUACAUAGUGAUAUGUAUUUAACAUGUUAGUACUACUUAUAAUAUUGUAAAUUAUAGGUGUGCGGUAUUUUGUGUUCUUCUAAUGUCAUGAUGAUAAUCGAACCUGUUACACUUUUGCAUCCUUAUGGUAGUUCUAAUGUACUAGUCAAUAGUUUUUGUUUGUUAAUAAAAUACUUGCUCAAAAACUCGUUGGCCAAUUUUUUCAUACAGAGUAAUUUUAUACCAAUAUUCGAACAGAACAUGACAUUGUAAUUUUAUUAUUAUUAUAUCUAAUUUAUUAGAAUUCCCAUUUUUUGUUUUAUUAACUCCUGCAAAUAGUUUUAUUAUAAUUAUUAUUUAUGUUAUAAUAGUAUUUAAAACUGUGUAUUUAAUAUAUUAUUGUUAUUUAUUUGUAUAGUAUUAAUCAUACAUAUUAUUCUAAGUUAUACAAUACAUUCACCGAAAACAAAUUAUUUAUUUUAAAACUAUGCUAUUGUAUUUUUUUUUAAAAUUCAAUAAAUCAUUAUCAUAAUCUUAGUACGACAAUUAUUAAAAACAUAUGGAAUUAUCAUUUAUAAUAUAUAUAUAUAUUGAUUACACACACAAAGUUUGAGGUACAUAGGUAUGUCAAGCUGAACCAUGCCAUUUCAGAAGACGACAGAGAAAAACAAAAACUUAUACAGAUUUGACGUUUGUUGACAAUUUUAUUAAUUGACUGAUGGUUUAAAUAAUAAUAAUACAAUUAAUUUUUCCUUUAAUUAUAAUUAUUAUAGGUGAAAUGUAAAGAAAUUGGUACAACCAUUUUGAUUUUUAAAACAUCAAAUUAUACUUAAAUUACUUAUAUAAUUAUGAUGUAUACUAACACACUAUUUCAACUCGACAAGUAUAAAAGAUAAAUUAAUAUAAAUUAAAUGUUUGUAUUUGUAUAAUAUUCUUAUAGACAAAUCUUUACAAAUUAACCGGUCCGUGUAUCCAAGUUAGGUACCUAGCUGUAGUGAAAAACGUUAAACAUUCUUUGAUUUCGAUACUUAUAACGAAAUUAGUAACAAAUAUAGUCGGAUGAAAUAGUUUUUUUUUUUUUCAAACUAAAGUUAAUAAAAAAAGCCCGGAUAAUCAAAUUUAUUAUGUCAUCAACUAAUAAUAAUUAUUUACUAGUUGUAUACUUGUCGUGCAUGACGCGUUUAAACAUUUAUUUUAAAUAUACUGUUUAAAAUCGCUAGUGUUAAAUCCAAAUGAGGAAAACUAUUUCACAUACAAAUUUUAAUGUAAUCAAAAGUUUUAUUUCGUUCUUAAUGUCGAAACAAUUAUUAUUACGUGAAAAACUGCACAUCGAUUUACAGAUCAAAACAUAAAUUGUUUUUAAUUAAUUAAUUAUUAAACAUCAGCUGAUAAUAAUUUAUCGUACGUCAAUAGCGUUCAUCUGAUACAAAUGUACUACAAUGACCAAUAUACUCUUGAUGUGCAUUUAAAAUUUAGGAAACUUUGUGCACUAUGACAAAACGUUGCAUCGCAGUCGCGAUAAUAUUACAAAGAAUUUGUAUACAUUUAAAAUCGUUUGGUUAAUAGGAUAUCGUUCCCGCAUGUGUUCUCUCUGCCUUACUAACGCAUGCCAUAGCAAAAUAACGUUAACUAUUAAGUUAUCUAUGAAAUAUCCGGUCACAUUAAUCGUUGAUACCUACCUACUGUGUAAAUAAUUAUAGACUAGGUAUGAGACGAAUUAAAAUAACACCUUACGUGAAAUCAUCAAGGGUUAAAAGGUAGGAUAAUAUUAUUUUAACAUGGGUAACAUUAUUAUUGUUCCGAAUUGUAACUGUAUAAUUCAUAUAUAACUUGUAGGUAGGUAGUGGGUAUUUGAUCCAAAAUACUUGAUUAUUGUAUGCUAAUUUAGACAUUGAUUUCAUUUUUGUUUUUACCAUAAUAGGUGUUACUACACGUGUAUUACACAUUUAUACCGGAUGAUUUUUUUUUUUAUUGUGAUCCAGCAAUUAUCCAUGAAGAGUUUGAGUAAUAAAGUUUGUUGUUGUUUUUAUUUUUUUUUUUUAGUCAUUAUUUAAUCGUUUUUAACAUUUCACCAUUAUUCCGUGGGUUACCCACGCCAUUAAACGCAUGAGCUUUUGAAUUUAAAAUGACGAUCCCCACUCUUUUUCAAUGGAUAUUAACCGUUUUACAAUUUCGACCGGAGGAUUAGGGAAGGGCUGUUAUCAAUAAACGAUUUACCAUGCCAUUUCCCCUACUUCUCUGGUCUAAAUGUUGAACUUUUAUAAUGACAUUUAUAACUUUUUAUACGUUGUAUCCGACAUUAAUCAGCCAUAUUAACAUAUCCUUUUUCCAAAUCUGUGUUGAAAAGGGGCCCGUUGCCAUUUGAAAAUCACGUGUUAAUCACUCAUUUAUGGUAUAAUUAAGCAAUGGGUGUACACAAAUAAAUGUUAAAAUUCCAUAACGGUUAUGAACAAAAACGCAGAAAUUAAAUGUAUACAUCAAUACCUAUGCCCCCGAGAAAGUCGCCUGAUCGCAAUGAAAGAAUUACCGUGUAUAUAGGUAGGUGCGGAGCUAAUUCGAUUCUCCGACAAAAUCCCGCAAAAAAAAAAAAAAAAGCAAAACUGGACGAAAAUAUAAUGUGACUAUUUUUUUGUCGACAAAUUUUCCUUCUCACUUUUUCAGGUGUAGGACCUGUCUAUAUAAUUAAUUUCACGUUACACGCGUUUGAAAUUACACCCGUCCAAUGCAUUCUCGGUUCGAACAUUCGUGUUAUACUUUUGUCGAUUUGUAUUAAUUUUUUUUUUUUUCGUAUUGGGCGUAUUUCACUUUUUUUCGUUUCUGGCGGGAUUUCGUCCGACCGGGAUUUAUGUCCAGCGGGAUUUUGUCCGGACAUCGGCUAAUAAUACGAUUUCCAAACGGAUUAGGUAUAUUUGCCUAUGCGACAAUCGAUCGGAAAACUCGAUUAACUCCCGCUCGUGCCUGAAUCUAAAAUUCAUCGCUCGUCGUCGACACGUGUGUAGUUAAUUGUAUUACAUAGGUGCCAUUAAGUAGGUAGGUACCCAUAUAAAUAUGGCGAUGCACUGCUGUGCAAACGAAUUCAUUUGAAAUUUGAAUUGAUUGUUGUACGAUUUGCAGAAAACAAAAAAACAAAAUGUUUUCUACAAACGAAUCAUUUAUCUCCUAACCUAUAUCCGACUCAAAAUCGACCGCCAAUGCGGUGUUAUCUGGCCGGGAGGUCGCGAUAGGUCAGUGGCGUCGGAACGAGUUUUGUCCAAAGGCUGCCUGUCCUAUAAUAUGCGCAGGUACCUAUAAUAAUAAUAGUUACCUACGUAUAUUACCAACCCCGUGUAGUGAAUAAUAUUCUUUUACGGGGUUACAAUCAAAUUAUCUUUAGAACAUACGUUCGUGUCGAUUGUUUCUAAUUUCUACACCACCAAUUUCUAAUGGAUUUUCACUGCGAAUUUGAAUUUUUUCAAUGGCGUUGCUCGUCAGAGCGUAUUGUACAGAAUCGACGGACUUAUAUUGAGUAUAAUAACCUAACCUACCUAACCUACCUAAGUGUUUAUGGCGUACUCGUAGAUACGGAAUAAUAAGAGUGAAAUUGAGUAUAAUAUAAUAUGUUGUGAACAUUAAGAUCGUCGUACGAUACUCCACGUAAUGACUGGAAAUAUCUAACCAAAAUCAAUUUUGCACAAAACCACCGUUAGAUAAUCGCCGGAUCACAAUAUAAUAAAAUAAUCGCUACAUUGAAAACGUUUUUCGGUAGACGAGUGUUUCAAUGUUUGCCUAUAAUCUAACUCUGUAGCGGCGUAGCCAGGGUGAUCACUGGGUCAUGCGCCCCCCCCCUCCCCUUUUCCAAUUGGCCGUAUUUUCGAAAUGCAUACUUUGCGGGGUAUAUGAUGUGGUUCAUUUUUCGUAAUUGAUUGAAUAUAGAUAAGUAGUAGGUAUAAUUUUAAAUGCAAUUAAAGAAAUUAACGAUAACAGACGAUAACAUUAUUGUAAUUAUGUGUUUGUUUUUUUUUUUUUUUUUUUCAGCGGCCUGCUGAAGAUGCCGGCGAGACGUUGACGGGGCAGCCGCGAACUCUGCUGAUGUUGACGAGAAUGCGGCGCCUGGUUGACGGCGUGUGUGUUUACGCGGGUGUCGCGGUCUCGGCCGUCGGGCUACUCGGUUCGCGGACGCUCACGUAUACCGGCCGGUACAGGACGAUCUGUUCGGUCUGCGUCCCGUCGUAAACGUGACCGCCGAGCAGAAACUCCGGUCCGAUGUACUUACCGCCCUCCACGUGAUCGCACGCCACACCUUUGCGCACGCAUAACAACAAUAGUUAAUGUACAGCGUAGCACAGGCGCAACGCAAAAUUAUAGUUAUGGAUAUGCGCAAAUAAUAUAUAAUGAUAUAAUGUGUAACGGGAAGGACCACCAGAUACCAGAGGCCUUCGUUGGUAAACAGAGUAGAGGUAAAAUGUACAAAAACAAAUUCUUAUUAAAAUUCGCAAAAGAAAUUUACUACUAAAUAGUGUAAGUAUCUCUAAUCUUUCCAUUCCAAGUUCUUCUGAACGUUCUUUGGACCCCCUAAAUUUGGCCCUGGAAUGAGCACAACCGAAUCGCUUUAUGUUCGGCGAUGCACAAAUUUUUUUUGUCGACUAGAAGCUAGAACUAUAAAGUGAACAGUGCCGUACAUGUAGAGGUUGGCGAAAUGGACAGUUAUCAAAGCGCAGCAACGAUUUGAGUACAUUGAAGCUGGUUAAAUUAUAGUACGUAUAAAUUAUCAUUGGUUUCAUGUAAUGAAAUAUGAAAUUUUACUUUUUAUUAUGGAUCAUAGUUUCUAAUUAUCGUUCAGAUUUGUCUUCAUAAAUUAUUAAAAUAAUCAAAAAUAUAGUGUUCAAUUUGUUUAUUUAUUCAUUUAAAAAUUUAUAAGUUCUUUAUUAUUUUGUAUAAUAAGUAAUUUUUGAGUUUAAUAAAGCAUUUUGAUUAAAAAUUCAGAAAAUAAAAUAAAUUG